AUGGGGAAAUAUUACCAAAUUUUCUUUUUACUUUAUUUACUUUGUAUUUUAUAUGUUAUAUCAUGUGGGUAUAUAAAUCCAUACUCACCCUAUUCAAGUCCAUGUUUAUUCGCACCAAUAAUUGGAUAUUUAUAUAUGGGAGGAUCACUAUCCUCAAAUUCUUCAAAUAAUAAUAAUAAUAAUAAUAAUAAUAAUAAUAAUAAUAAUAAUAAUAAUAAUAAUAAUAAUAAUAAUAAUAAUAAUAAAGAUUCAAAAUUAACUGAAAAUUGUAAUAAUAAUAGUAGCAAUAAUAAUAGCGAUAAUAAAAGUAAUAUUAAAAAUAAACAACAUCAUCACCAUAGUAACUUUAGAAAUCGAAGAGGUAAAUCUAAUAAUAAAAAUAGCAGUGAUAAUGAUGAUUGCACAAAAUGUAAUAAAAGACAUCAUACUCAAUCCUCAUCAUAUGAUACAUCAGAGUUACACCAAUCAGUUAGUAGUGGAUUAGGUGGUAGUAUGGGAAGUGGUUCACAAGCUCUAACCGAUAUCGAAAAGGAUAUCAAUGAAUUUAUGAAUGCAAAUCCUUCACAUUCUUUAAAUAAACAACAAAUUCAACAACAACAACAAUUACAACAACAACAACAGCAAUUACUAAAACAACAACAACAACAACAACAACAACAACAACAACAACAACAACAACAACAACAACAACAACUUGAAAAACAAAGAAAAGAACAAGAAGAAACUGAAAAGAAAAAACAAUUAGAAUUACAACAACAACAACAGUUACAACAACAACAACAAAAUGGUAAUGGUUUAAUUAUUGAAGAAGAUAUGAUGGAAGGUAGAAUUUUAAGAAAUAUUUCAAAAGUUUAUAGAGAUGUUAAUGAAAAUCAACCAAAAUCAUAUUACGAUUAUGAAGGUUAUCGUAUCAAUUGGAAGAAUGUAGAUAGAUAUGAAGUGAUUCAAAAGAUUGGUCGUGGUAAAUAUAGUGAAGUUUUUAGUGGUAUCGAUAUAGAGACCUCUGAUGAAGUUGUAAUCAAAGUUUUGAAACCAGUUCAAAAAUUAAAGAUUCAAAGAGAAAUUAAAAUAUUGGAGAGUUUAAAUGGUGGUCCAAACAUUAUACCACUAUUGGAUUCAGUUAAAGAUCAAUCUUCAAAAGUUUGUAGUCUAGUUUUCCCAUUUGUAAAUAAAACUGACAUUAGAGAAUUAGUUUAUACAUUGGAUGAUUAUGAUAUUAGAUAUUAUAUUUUUGAAUUAUUAAAAGCAAUUGAUUACACACAUUCAAAAGGUAUAAUACAUAGAGAUAUAAAACCAUUAAAUAUUGCAAUUGAUCAUUCAAAGAGGAAAUUAUCAUUAAUUGAUUGGGGAUUAGCGGAAUAUUAUCAUCCAGGUAAGAAUUAUAAUGUUAGAGUUGCCUCUAGACAUUAUAAACCACCCGAAUUAUUGGUGAAUAUGUUUGACUAUGAUUAUAGUUUAGAUAUGUGGUCAUUGGGUUGUUUAUUCGCUGGUUUGAUUUUAGAUAGAGAUCCUUUCUUUAAUGGUGAUAAUAAUAAUGAUCAAUUAUUAAAAAUUGUUAAAGUUUUAGGUACUGAUGAUUUAUUUAACUUUUUGGAUAAAUUUGGUUUAUCUUUAACUGAUGAACAAUCCUCUUUAAUUAAACCACGACAAAAAAGUAAUUGGGAAAGAUUUAUACCAUAUGAAAAUGAUGAUAUUGCGCAACCUGAUGCAAUUGACUUUUUAGAUAAAUUAUUACGUUAUGAUCCAACAGAAAGAUUAACUGCAAAGGAGGCAAUGAAGCAUCCUUAUUUCAAAGAUUUCAAUCAAUCAAUUUUAUAA
Messenger RNA from Dictyostelium discoideum AX4, 1818 nucleotides. RefSeq lists its product as hypothetical. The record is from RefSeq and is a predicted model, not a curated record. The transcript is spliced from 3 exons. Gene Ontology annotation, cellular component: membrane. The coding region runs from base 1 to 1818 and encodes 605 amino acids. Gene Ontology annotation, molecular function: protein serine kinase activity; protein serine/threonine kinase activity; ATP binding. NCBI's taxonomy places the organism in Eukaryota, Evosea, Eumycetozoa, Dictyosteliales, Dictyosteliaceae.